UCCCUAAAGAGAACAACAUGGUAACUUUUAGAUGCUUUUAUCUGAGAGCUGAGAGGAUGUUGCAGUACACUAUCAUAUAGAUCAGUGGUUCUGAGACCCUCCUCUGCAGAUUCUGUAUGUCUCCUUCACCUGAUGCACUCAGUUGAGUUCAUAGAGCCAUGUUCUGAUGAUGAACUCCUCAUCUCAAUCAGGUGGAUUAAAACACGAGACAUACAGUAUAUGCAGAGAUAUCAAUUACAAUUAUGGAGACUCAGAUUGGCCAUGGCGAGUCAAGCCUUUGAAUAAAGCAUCAGCAGAAUCCACUGAUAAAAAGCCAGCCAGCAGUUUGCGCCUGCAUAAAUCUCCCCAUUGUGCAGCUUCUGUUUCCUCUCCUGAACUGGACAAGGUAAACAGCAAUGGUCCUCAUAAGCAGUCAGGCAAAGCAAGAACAUCAAGGAAUAAAACGAAGCAGUUUCAAUCAAGACUGUUACAGUCAUCCUCAGUCGCAUCCACAUCUGAUGCACCCUCUUCAUCGGCACCCUGUGCUUUGUUCACCUCUAUAAUGGCCUCAUCAACCUCAUGCCCUCCUGCCCUGUCCUCAUCACCGUCAACACCUCCUGCGCCACCCACGUCACCUUCAACCUCGCCUGUGCAGCCCUCAUCGCCUUCUCAUGUGCAGCCCUCAUCACCUUCUCAUGUGCAGACCUCAUCACCUUCUCAUGUGCAGCCCUCAUCAUCCUCAUCCUCGCCUGCGCAGCCCUUAUCACAUUCUCAUGUGCAGCCCUCAUCAUCCUCAUCCUCGCCUGCGCAGCCCUCAUCACCUUCUCAUGCGCAGCCCUCAUCAUCCUCAUCUUCUCCUGCUCCACCCUUAUCUUCACCUUGUGCUGCAUCAACACCUGUGGUUCACUCAUCACAGGCGUCUGAGACCCUCUCAUUAAGGGAGAUAUCCUCUUUAAGGCCAUCAAGAAAAAGACAGAGGCAGGUAGUUUAUCUGAUCAAUGUAUGA
Messenger RNA from Carassius auratus (goldfish), 985 nucleotides. Its product is annotated as putative protein TPRXL. The coding region runs from base 167 to 985 and encodes 272 amino acids. The transcript is spliced from 6 exons. Lineage: Eukaryota; Metazoa; Chordata; Actinopteri; Cypriniformes; Cyprinidae. The record is from RefSeq and is a predicted model, not a curated record.